Molecule: messenger RNA, 2691 nt
Organism: Durusdinium trenchii
Lineage: Eukaryota; Dinophyceae; Suessiales; Symbiodiniaceae
Source: the annotation of a GenBank genome assembly
AUGCCAAAAUUUUUCACUUCUUUGCUGUUGAUUGUGCUAUGUGUGCAGGGACAGGGCCAGCCAAAUGCCCCCAUCCCAGUGCCAUUUGUCGUGGCCUCUUUAGAAGCAAUUCCUCCAACCGCCCAAGCCUGCAGCGAGCUGGUCUUCAGCGGUUUGCAAUCACGAGAUUCCAGAGGGCAGCCUCUCCAGUUCUUCUGGGGUUUUGGCCCUGGAACCCCUUCGUGGUUUCGAAUUCCUCUAUUGGCUGGUGUUUUGGAAGAGGCCACGGGGCAAAGCUCCCCUCUCAUUACCAUCAGCCCAGCCAUUUUAUCCCGAGCCGGUGCUGAACUUGGAGAUCUCCGAGAAGGCGAGGUUCGAUUGGAGGUGCGUUUGACGGUGAGGAAUGAUCUUGGCAAUAGUACGGAAGCAGUCACCUCCUCCCACAUCGUUGGCUUGACCUCCCAGGCAGAACCUGCAAUUAGUCCGGUCGGCUCAACCAAUCUCAAGAUAAAACACAGUGAUGAUUUGCACUUGGAAGUCACCACAGGUGAGGCACCUUUCGCAUUGCAGUGUGCAAACCGUGACCCUGGCAUUAGUGCUGGUCGAACCAAUGUCACUUGGCAAUAUCGGUCCACAGGUCAGUUGUCCUGGCAGCCCUUAGAAGCUUCUCUGGGAAAUCUGGCUUUUGAUCCAAACCAUGUGAAUCUUGCACCUUACAGCUUUCAGCCUGGCACUUUUCAUCUCUUCCGUGCAGUGGCUGCGUUUGAUCUUCGACCCACUUUGGCACCUCGUCCGAGUGUGGUUUUCAGAGUGAGCGUGGAAGCCUUGCCUGCAGUGAAGGUUUUCAUUGUUGGCCCUCGGCUUGCGUCCCAGUGUAGCUUCGAGUUGGACGUCGAAGUUUGGGACCCCACAAUGCCACAAGCACGGAAGGAAGAUUUCCUUUAUUCCUGGAGGUGUUCUUCAGUUGUUCAAGUGGGUGAGCUUGACCUCUGUGCACAGCUCCCACCAUUUACAACCACUAACCCCUCGUUUGGACCAAAGUUCCGGGUGGAUGCUGGUCAGUUGGCCGCUGGAAUACAUCGUUUCUCGGUGAUUGUCCGCCGCGUGUCGGGCGGCCCUCAGAGCAUUGCUCGGCACCCAGUGCAUGUGGCACCGGCCUUUUUUGCAUCGCUGAGGAUGCGUUUUCCCUCUUAUGCUUAUACUGGUAUUGUAGAUGUCGCCGACGGUGCGCCCGCAGUGUCAGCCAUUAUGCAAUUGACUGGUGACUUGGGAGCUCGAUGUGCGGCACCUCAGGUGCAUUGGCAAUGGUUUCUAGUAGAGGACCGAUUGACACCUACACUGGAACGAGCUCUAAAUACAUCUUCGAUUGCAGCCGAUGGAUUCCUGGAACUGCAGUCGGGUGGUGGCGGCAUGCUUCUAGCUGGGGUUCAGUAUUUUCAUGUCCUCCUGCAAGCGGAGACCAAGAAUAUCAUGGAUCAAGCAACUGCCAAUGUAAGCAGGCCGUCCUUGGAUUCGGUGCUCCGAAAGGGGCUUGCGAUGGCUGCUAUGUCUCCCAAGUUUGUCGGUGAUCAAGUUCCAUUGGGUGGUGCCGUCUCUGUUUUGCCUGCAUUUCAUGGGAUGUCUUUGAGGACGACUUUUGCCGUCAAUACAUUCAGUUGGACAGAUGAAGAUCUGUCGGGUUUAGAGUACGAAUUCUUGACCUUUCCCUUUGAGGCACUCAAUGGAAGCAAUGGGCUGGCCGCAGAUUUGAACAUCGAUUGGGACGGUGCUUCAGUGGACUUGGAGCCUCAUGGGUCGGCUCGUCGAGACGACCAGGUCAAUGUGGCCGAUAGCAGGCUGAUCCUCAGUUCCAAGGACUCCAAGGCCGAGGCCGAAAAGACCUUCGAAGAGUUCAAAGAGAUGAGGCAAGACUACGAGAAGAUGCGCACUCGUCCGAAGCCUCGCAACGGGAAGCGCGUGGGGAACGAGGUGUGGUUCGACGCGAAGCUCAACACUCCGCUUGGCUUGGCCUUGGAUACGAGCUUCGACGGAGAAGCUGUCGGGGUGUCUGAAGUAAUGGAGGGCGGCAGUGCCUUUGAGUACAACCAAGGCUGCUUGCAGGAGGAUGCGGCCGAGAAGAGAAUAUGGAUACAGCCGGGCGACAGGAUUCUGACGGUCAACGGGGUGAAGACAAAAACAACAGAAGACGUGGUGGAGAUUGUCUCCAAGUUGAAAGAGGGCGAGAGAGCAAUCCUAAAGUUUUCUCGCCAAGCCCGAGGACCGGUACAGGUAGUUUUCCCUGAGCCUGCAGAUCCGGUGGUGGUGCGUGGCAGUUCCAAAUUGCAAGAUGCAGCCAGGGUUGCAGGCCAUGAUGUGAUCUACCGCUGUGAAGAUGGCCUUUGUGGAAGCUGCUGGCACGUCAAUGACAUGACUGGCGACAUUUACCAAUUGUGCAUAGAAACCACAACGGCUUCAGCUUUGCCAAGCAAGUCGGCCACCGCCGACUUCGUGGAGCAAGUUGGUGGCGUCAUGUCAGCCUUUUCUGGAGGCAAUGAGUGGAAGCCUGGAGAAUCCUGGGACAACACGGAGCCUCUGCGGUUGCGGCCUUGCCCAGAGAUAUAUGAGAAGUUCAUGAACCCUCACCUUGGCAAAUGGCAGUACAAUGCUGGCAAAUACAUGGUCCGUAGACCUGGCAGAUGGAUCGCGGUUGAGCUUGAACACUUAGCAAUUUAA